Cucumis sativus (cucumber) is the source of this 1083-nucleotide messenger RNA. RefSeq lists its product as uncharacterized. The transcript has a single exon. Lineage: Eukaryota; Viridiplantae; Streptophyta; Magnoliopsida; Cucurbitales; Cucurbitaceae. Bases 144 to 686 code for a protein of 180 amino acids. The record is from RefSeq and is a predicted model, not a curated record.
UCUCUCUCCAUCUCUCUCCCUUCUCUCUUCCUCUCCCAUAUUUCAAUAUUUCAUUAAUCUCUCUCUCCUCCAAUACACAAAACAAACUCAAAAUUUAAAUUUAAAAUUUUUUGCUUUCUUUUUCCUUUUUUUGUAUUAAGGCAAUGAAAAAUAGCAUAAGAUGCUGCAUAUCCUGCAUUCUUCCUUGCGGAGCUCUUGAUGUAAUUCGCAUAGUCCACUCCAAUGGCUACGUCGAAGAAAUCACCGGCUCCAUCAAAGCUUCCGAUGUCAUGAAAGCCCAUCCUAAACACGUCCUUAAAAAGCCCUCCUCCCCUUCCUCCUCCGCCGCUCACGACGCCGCCUCUGCCCUCCCCAAGAUCGUCAUCGUCCCACCCGAAGCUGACCUCCAACGCGGUAAGAUUUAUUUCCUCAUGCCACUCCCUCCCGACCCCGACAAGCCCCGCCGAAGAAAGAAGAGAGAAUAUUCCAAUAAUCAUCAUCGAACAACAACCGCCGCCUCCACCGCCUCCGCCGUACCCGACACCACCACCAACAGCAUUUCCAUGACUAAUCUCCUCGUUUCCGAUCACUACCUCUCCGAAAUACUCUCCGACAAAGCUUCCACCCACCGCGAACGGCGGCGCGGCCGUGUCGGUGUCUGGAGACCUCACUUACAAAGCAUUUGUGAAUCACCCAGUGAUAUCUAAAAAAAAACGGCUAUUCAGGUUGUGGGUUUUUCUUCUUCUUCUUCUUCUUCUUCUUCUCUUCUUUUUUUUUAAACAUAAAUAUAUAUAUCAUCAUAAUUAAAUUCCAUUUCUUCUACAUAUCAUGAUCGUUCAUAAAUAAAUUUUUUAGCAAAAAACUUUUUUUCUAGAGGGAUCUGAAUUUUAAUUAAGACCUAAUGUGGUAAUUAAAUCUCAUUAGUUACAGAUUUAUGCUUAAUUAAUUUCCAGAGUUUUAUUUUUUUGAAUUUGUGGAGAAUUUUGAGUGCUUGUAGAGAGAGAAGUCAUGUGUGUAUGUGCAUGAACAUAAUUUUGAGUGAUUGUGAUAUGAUGAUAUGAUUGUACAGCCUCCAAUUAUCUACCUUUCUUUUCUUUUCUUUUC